This is a messenger RNA of Gadus macrocephalus (Pacific cod), 2712 nucleotides long. RefSeq names its product long-chain fatty acid transport protein 2-like. The transcript has 10 exons. NCBI's taxonomy places the organism in Eukaryota, Metazoa, Chordata, Actinopteri, Gadiformes, Gadidae. The record is from RefSeq and is a predicted model, not a curated record. Gene Ontology annotation, molecular function: long-chain fatty acid transmembrane transporter activity; long-chain fatty acid-CoA ligase activity. The coding region runs from base 82 to 1944 and encodes 620 amino acids.
AACCUGGAAUCAACAACAGACAAUUCACAGGCGAACAUCAGCGCAAAGGAGGGAAACCCUUCUGCGAGAACUGGCAUCAGCAUGAUGCAAACUUUAUUCACCAUCCUGUCCGGGUUGGCUAUCAUUCUUUUAUUACUUUACAGGAAAUUCCCCUACUUUGUGCAGGAUGUAAUGCACGCUCGUUUAAAUAUUUGGAUCAGUGGACAAAGAGCGAAGUUCCUGCAGACCACGCCGUACUUCACCGUGCUUGAUCGGUUCCUGGAGCUGGCCAAGACGCAGCCAGCAAAGCCCUUCAUUAUAUUCGAGGACGAGUUGUUCACCUACGGAGAUGGGGACCUUCAGAGCAACAAGGUGGCCCGGGCUUUGAGGCAGCAUGCCGGGCUCAGAGAAGGGGACACCGUUGCGCUGUUCCUCGGGAACCAGCCGCUCUUUGUUUGGCUGUUGCUCGGACUUGCGAAACUGGGCUGCGCGCCUGCCCUGAUGAACUACGGCAUCAGAGCCAGCCCUCUGCUGCAGUGCCUCUCCUGCACCAGCGCCAAAGUCCUCAUCGCCGACGCAGGUGUGCGGGGGGCCGUGGAGGAGGUGCUGCCCAGCUUGCGGCAGAAGGGCAUCCGAGUGUUCAUCCUGGGGGAGGCCUGUGGCUCCGAGGGCCUGGAGGCUCUCAGUGAUAAGAUCCAGCAGGCCUCGGACCAGCCUCUGUCCCCCCAGCUCAGGGCUCAGGUGAAGGCCACAAGCCCCACCGCAUACUUCUAUACCUCUGGCACGACAGGUCUGCCCAAAGCCACGGUGAGCACGGAGGCCAAGGCCUGGGCGGCGGCCUUCCUCCUGACCCACGCCCACGUGGGCGCCCAGGACCGUCUUUACCUCACACUGCCUCUGUACCACAUGUCAGGGCUGCACGCCGGGCUGCACGGCGCCAUAGAGAGAGGCAUCACGGUGGUCCUGAAGAGGAAGUUCUCGGCCUCCCAGUUCUGGGCGGACUGCAGGCGGCACAACGUGACGGUGAUCCUCUACAUCGGGGAGAUCCUCCGCUACCUCUGCAACACGCCCGCGGGGGCAGACGACCGGCGCCACAGGGUCCGAGUCGUCGUGGGGAACGGCCUGCGCGCCGACGUGUGGAGGCUCUUCCUGCAACGCUUUGGGAAGAUCAGGAUCACGGAGUUCUACGGGUCGAGCGACGGGAAUACGGCACUGAUGAACUACCCCGGACGAGUCGGCGCCGUUGGGAAGGUCAACUUCUACCACCGGAGGGUCUCUCCCUACGUGCUCGUUAAGUUCGACCCGGAGAGGGAGGAGCUGGUCAGAGACGCAUACGGCCUGUGUGUCCAGGUUCCAACCGGGGAGACCGGACUGUUCCUGUCUAAGAUCACGGCCAGGAAUCCCUUCGGGGGGUACCUAAACAACCCCGGGCAGACGGAGAGGAAGAAGGUGCGGGACGUGGUGGAGAAGGGGGACUUGUUCCUGAACAGCGGAGACCUGAUGAAGAUCGAUGAGGACGGCUUCGUCUUUUUCCAGGACCGCGUCGGGGACACCUUCAGGUGGAAAGGAGAGAACGUGGCCACCACAGAGGUGGCUUCCAUCCUGACCAUGAUGGACUCUGUUUUGGAUUCGAAUGUGUACGGAGUCCAGCUGCCAGGACACGAAGGCAGGGCUGGGAUGGCCACGCUGACCUUGAAAGAGGGGAAGACCCUGGACUGCAGAGAGACCUUCGCUCACAUCAGCCACUCUCUGCCUCAGUUCGCUUGGCCGCAGUUUAUCAGGAUCCAGAAUGACCCUGAACUCACCGGCACGUUCAAACAGGUCAAAUUCAGGCUAGUGAAGGAAGGCUUUGAUCCGAGCACCAUCCGGGACCCGCUGUUCAUCGUGGACCCCGGCAGGAAGACGUACAGCCCCCUCACACAGGACUCUUACGACUCCAUCUGCUCUGGGAAAGUCAAACUGUAAUUUGAAAGAGGUCAGAUUGUAAAUGGAGGGAAAUCCUCGGCCACACUUAUCAUUCCACCGACUAGCUUGAAGUCUUAAUACUGCUCGGACAGAAUGUUUCUGCCCGUUAUCGUUAUCUAUCACUAGCUGAGCAUUAUCAACAGGGGAGCCUCUGACCGACUUUACCAUCAUCCCCUUGAUAUCAUACCUGGAGAGGUGUGUGUGUGUGUGUGUGUGUGUGUGUGUGUGUGUGUGUGUGUGUGUGUGUGUGUGUGUGUGUGUGUGUGUGUGUGUGUGUGUGUGUGUGUGUGUGUGUGUGUGUGUGGUCCACACAGCUGUGAGGUCAUCGUUGACCGACAGCCACAUCGCCUGCAACAUGACACAUUUGGGCCGGUUAACAUCUGUGGUUAAAUGUGACGUACGAUUGAUACAAGUUGCAUUGAAAAGACUGACUGUCAACGACAUCAAUGAUUGACCAAUAUUAUCAAGGCCCAUUUCACAACCUCUUUCUGCCUAAUGAUUGACACUGAUAAACGCAGAGCAAUGAAGAAACGUAUUUCUCCCUUCUCAACACUGUGAUGUUUGAGAAGUGAAGUUUGUGAAGUUUUUUUUGUUAUCAAAUACACACUACUACACACACAGAAAGAAAAGAUGCACAAGAACAUUAUUAUUCGUUCUUAGGUAUUCAUCCAAUUUAUUUCACUGGCACUUAAAAUAAGUUCAUGUUGGCUUCCAAGACAAAGACCGUCAUGUAAUGUUUUCAGAACAAUAAAGAGAUUAACAAAAUCA